Plenodomus lingam JN3 is the source of this 165-nucleotide messenger RNA. The record is from RefSeq and is a predicted model, not a curated record. NCBI's taxonomy places the organism in Eukaryota, Fungi, Ascomycota, Dothideomycetes, Pleosporales, Leptosphaeriaceae.
AUGGCGGCGAAGCGCCUUGUCGCAAUGGUACGCAAGACAUGGAUGAGAUCAGAUAUGAGUUUCGAAUGUGCCGUCCGUGCCGACAUUCCUGGACGCCGCGUCAGAGAUGAGGCGGUCGAGGUACACCGCCACCAUCACAGAGAGAUGUCGCAGAAGACUGUGUAG